AUCAUCUGCCAGCCUCUGGGGGGAGGAAACGGGGAGGCCGAUAUUCAGAGCCACGAUGAGUUUGGGAAGGUUCCACAUGCUGACUGCAACAUUGCGCUUUGAUGACCGCUUGACCAGGGCAGCCCGCCGGUUGGUGCAGCAGGACAAGCUCGCUCCCCUGCGGGAAGUGUGGGACCUCUGGGCGGCCCGGCUCCCUCUCGCCUACAACCCCGGUGAAGAUGUCUGCGUUGAUGAACAGCUCGUCGGAUUCAGAGGUCGCUGCAACUUCAAGCAGUACAUGCCCUCAAAACCGGCAAAAUAUGGCAUCAAGCUGUGGGUGGUGUGCGAUGUGGCCACUUCUUAUGCCUGGGGGAUUAUUCCCUAUCUGGGCAAGACGACUCGAGACGCCCCGGCAGAAAGGGGGCAAGGGAAGCGGGUGGUGCUGGAACUCACGGAGGGUCUGAGCGGCCGCACUGUCACCACGGACAAUUUUUUCACCUCGCUGGUUCUUGGAGAGGAGCUGCUAAAAAAAAAAUCUGUCUUGUGGGAACAGUUAGGCGCAACAAGCCAGAGUUGCCCCCACAGCUGCUCCAGAUGAAAAGCAGAGCGGUUCUGUCCUCCCUGUUCGGCUUCACCUCCACCGCCACCGCGGUGAGCUACAUUCCAAAGCGCCGGCGGAACGUUCUGCUCCUCGGCACCAAACACCAUCAGGUUCAGAUCCAGGAGGGACCGCAGCAGAAGCCGACCGUAAUCAUCGAUUACAACCGCUGCAAAGGGGCAGUUGACAACUUGGACAAGCUCGUUGCAACAUACAGCUGCCGCCGCAAGACCAGACGUUGGCCCAUGUCGCUCUUCUGCAACAUGUUAGAUGUGAGCGCCUACAAUGCCCUGGUCCUGUGGCUGUCUGUGGAACCGGCCUGGAACCAACAGAAGAGGAGCAUCCGUCGAAGGCUGUUCUUGCAGGAGCUUGGGACCUCCAUGGUGAGACCAGCCCAGGCGAGGCGCACUCGCUUGCCGCGGUCCAGCAGCGCUGCAGCUCUGUUGGAGGUGCAGCAGCAAGUGGAGCCAGGUCCAGCCCAGGAGCAGACAAAGAAAAGAUGCCACCUUUGCAGAGGGAAGAGGAGCGUUCAUGCACGCUUUUGCCAUGCAUGUGGACAGGCUGUGUGCAAGGAGCACUCAACAGUUGUGUGCUCAGCCUGCAGCUGUUAGCUCACUCCCCUCUGUGUUUCUCUCUCUUCU
Messenger RNA from Nothobranchius furzeri (turquoise killifish), 1218 nucleotides. The record is from RefSeq and is a predicted model, not a curated record. NCBI's taxonomy places the organism in Eukaryota, Metazoa, Chordata, Actinopteri, Cyprinodontiformes, Nothobranchiidae.